Molecule: messenger RNA, 2072 nt
Organism: Sitodiplosis mosellana (orange wheat blossom midge)
Lineage: Eukaryota; Metazoa; Arthropoda; Insecta; Diptera; Cecidomyiidae
Product: lysosomal acid glucosylceramidase-like
Exons: 4
Coding region: 417-2072 (551 amino acids)
Biological process (GO): glucosylceramide catabolic process
Molecular function (GO): glucosylceramidase activity
Source: RefSeq, a predicted model, not a curated record
AUGAAUAGAAGUCAGCAAUUUUUUUUUUGUUCGCAAUGUAUUCGACAUCAUUUGGCGACCAUGUUUUGAAAACACUUUUUUUAUUUAAUAAAUAAAAUGAAUAGAAAGAAAAUAAAAAAUGAGUAAACUUUGCUACAGUUCCAGUGCAACACAUGAGCAAAUGGUAAAACAAAAAGUGUUAAAAAUCAGUCUUAAUUCAACUGGCGCGUGUUAAUUUAACACUGUUGGACAACGGCUCUAGAACAGUCACUACAGCCUAUUUCAAGCAUCUUAAUUGUCAAUCGUAGUAUUCAAAUAUUUGCAAAGUUAGAAAUUCGUGCAUAACAUUUCAACUUUUCGUCAAGUGCACUUAAACUUUGACUUUGUGCAGAAAUCAGUUGUGUGUUUAUCUGAAGUAAAAUCGUGUUACGAUAACGAUGAGCAGACGACAGUUCAUCAUUUGUUUGGUUGCAGUGUUUUUGGUCUCAGCGACUGCAUUGAGUACACGGAAGCCAUGUCGAAAGCUACAGGCUGAAUACGGUUACGUGUGUGUUUGUGAUGAUAAUUAUUGUGACACGCUCGACGUUCCUGAGCCAAAUGCAAAAGAAUACAUUCUGGUCACGUCUUCGGAAUCGGGUGAUCGAUUCAGCUACAAAAAAGGCAAACUAAUCAAGCCGAAAAAUGUGUCAAAAGUGUACUUAGAAAUCGACCCAUCGGAUGAGUAUCAGGAAAUAAAGGGAUUUGGAGGUGGCUACACAGGUGCUGUUACUUAUUUAGUAGAUAAAAUAUCAGCGAAUUUGCGAAACUGUCUUUACAACAGUUAUUUUUCGCAAUCUUCUGGCAUGGCCUACACACGAUUGCGCAUUUCGAUCGGUGGAACAGACUUCGAUAUUUCACCGUGGGCAUACAACGAAUAUCCGCAAAAUGAUACCAAAUUAUCGAAUUUCACGAAACUGGACGAAAGAGAUUUGAUGCGUAAUCGGCAGCUAAAAGAACUGGCCCAAAUAUCGGGAAAUAAAAAAGUGAAAUAUUUAGCGGCAGCAUGGAGUCCACCGAUAUGGAUGAAAGCGAAUAAGAAAUGGUACGGCCUUGCAAAUAAUCAAAUAUUUCCGGAAUACUAUCAAACUUGGGCCAAUUACCAUGUGCGAUGGUUGGAAUUGAUGCAAAAUGACGGCAUGAACAUCGGUGCGAUCUCAACUGGAAACGAGCCCAUCGUAGGGAAGCAGAAUUUUCUAUUCGAAGAAACGAUGUGGAAUAUAACCAAGCAUGCCAAGUGGAUUGCGGAAAAUCUCGGUCCAACAAUACGAAAUUCAAAAUUUUCGGACAUUGAAAUCCAUGGAUUCGAUGAUAGUCGAAAAUUUGUCAAUGACUGGGUGGAUGAGAUGCAAAAAGUGAAUCCGGAUGCAUUCGAUUAUCUGUCAGCGAUUCAGUUCCACGGCUAUACGGACAAUUCGACCAACCCCGAAAUUCUCGAUGAGAUUCAGAGUAAAUUUAGCGACAAAGAUAUUUGGUAUACAGAAAUGUGUUUCGGUGUGAAGGUUGCAAAUCCGCCAAUAGGUGGACCACGACUUGGAAUGUGGAGCAGAGCCGAAGAGCUAAUCAAAAUUAUGUUUGAAAACUUUUUACAUUCAACUAAUGGAUGGUAUGACUGGAAUCUCAUCGUAGAUGAAGAUGGUGGGCCAAAUAAUGCCCUUGGUGGAUUGGGUGUUACAGAUGCGCCCAUCAUUCUAAAUAAGAAUUUGACUGUUAUGUACAAGCAACCGAUGUUCUAUGUGCUUGCACACUUCUCCAAGUUCAUUACACCCGGUUCAGUUCGCAUUGAUGCACGAUUAGAGGGUGCUGACCAAUCGGUAGUGCAAUAUCUUGCUUUCAAACGACCAGAUAAAAAAAUUGCCGUUUUUCUGUACAAUAAUAGUACGCAACAAGCCGUUGACUUGAAUAUUUUGGAUAAUCCAAAAAAAGGAAUCGAAAUCACUCUGAACCCAAAGUCACUCAACACAUUAAUUUAUUCAAACGGUAACGUUGAUACAACCACUUCGGCCAAACAAUCAGGUGCGACGAACAUUUUCAUCAUACCGAGCAUUUGGUCUUAA